AUGCUAAUAAUACUCCCUCUUCUACUAAUAAUGCAAAUAAUUAUGCCUUUUAUAAAUAUGACCCUAACUUACCUUUACAAUAAACACCUAAUAAUAUUUCAUCGCCCAAUAAUAAAUCUUAAUGCUUCUUUUCAUAAAAAAUUUCGAACUAGAAAAAUGAACAGAAUUUUAUCAAUAAUUUAUUAGAAAAAGAAAAAAGUCCUACUUUUAAAAGAAAUAGAAAUUUAAGCGAUUUUACUAGCAGCUCGAACUAGAAACAUCCAAGUUCUAUCAAACUAAGAUCUAAACACAUAUAAAAAUCUUUGGAUAAGUAAGAUUAACAAAUAGGACAAUAAAAUUUUGAUGUUGUAAAUUAAUUAACACCCAUAAAAUUAAAUAAAUUUGUCAUCAAAAAAGAGGCUUCAUAAAUACAUCCUAAAAUUCUUAGCGAUUUAAAAGAAUAGAUACAAAGCUAAUGUUAAACAUUAUCUUAGAAUAAUCACAAUACAUUAAACAUUAAAUAUCCUCUACGAUCAAACUAUAUAAUUAAGCAAAAAAAUGGUCAGAGUCUUACAAAAUCUCAAACUUAUUAAAUUUAAUAAUUAACUUCUACGUUUUAGCCAAAUAAUUAAAAAAAAUUAAAUAAAGGAGAAUUUAUAACUCUUUUUUCUAGUAAAACACAAUAAAUUAAUGUUUAGCAACCUAAAUCCAUAAUAAAACUCAAUAGUGGGUAAUAUCCAAACGAGUAAAAUAUAGGAAAAUUGGCCAAUAACUUUGACACAAAAUAAAUUAGUCUUUAAAAAAGAACAAUAAAUGUAAAAUCACCUGAUAUUAAUGAUAAAAGCAUUACUCCUGUUCCUUAAAAAGAAGAAUUCAAAUUCAAUUAAAAUAUUUAGUAAAGUACAUUUACCAACCGAAAAAGAGCUCUUAGCAAUAUGGGCAUUAAAGUGUCUUAAAAAUAGGAAAAAGAUGUUUAAACAGAUUUAUAGGAAUUAAAUUUUCAAACUACUCAUCCUUAUUCAAGUAUAGUUUAUAAAAAGAUUUCUGAAGACACUUAGUAGAAGCCAGUUAUUAAUAUAAUUGAAGCAAAAGGAGAUUUAUUUUCAAGCAAUUAAAAUAAUUAAGUCAAUUAGAUGA
Messenger RNA from Tetrahymena thermophila SB210, 1116 nucleotides. Its product is annotated as transmembrane protein, putative. NCBI's taxonomy places the organism in Eukaryota, Ciliophora, Oligohymenophorea, Hymenostomatida, Tetrahymenidae. The transcript has a single exon. The record is from RefSeq and is a predicted model, not a curated record.